Molecule: messenger RNA, 1716 nt
Organism: Saccharomyces eubayanus
Lineage: Eukaryota; Fungi; Ascomycota; Saccharomycetes; Saccharomycetales; Saccharomycetaceae
Gene: AHC1
Product: Ahc1p
Exons: 1
Coding region: 1-1716 (571 amino acids)
Source: RefSeq, a predicted model, not a curated record
AUGAUGAAUCCCAGCCAAGAUAAACAGCAACAGCAGCACCAACAGCAGUAUCAUCAUCAUAAUCCGUCGUCGUCGUCGUCGUCGUCGUCCAGGAUUACCAGUGUGUACCAGGUCACGACGCCCAAGUCUCCGCAGGACCUCGAAAACAGCAUGGACGUGCCCUACAAAAUGGACGCCGCCACCGGCGAUGCGGACAGGGACAGCGAAAACACCCAGCGGUUGAAGUACRAGUGUGCCAAGCGGGAAAUCCUGAGCGCUCUGAACCUGCACAUUAUGCUUAACCACAAGCACGUUAGUCGGCUGCACAGGAACGUCCAGAAGGUCGACGCCAAGUUGGUUCUUCUGGAAACGCUGCAUGACGAUACCGGUUUGCUGGGCAAAAUCGAGCAAACGUACCAACUGAAGAUAAAGCAGCACCAGCAACAUAUCGGCUUCAACAACAACAACAACAACAGCAUCAGCAUAGAAAAUAUAAACGCAUCCACGGACUUUGGCGCCUCAUAUCCCGUGCUGUCCGACUACAACAUCAACUGCCAGCCCCUGUCUUCCAGCAGCAACGCUACGCUGUCGGCACCACACAUGGCCUCCCACCACUACCAGACCAGAAGCAAGAGCAACGGGUUCCUGCUUGAGCCCUCCGUCCUGCGUCCGGCAAACUCGAACAUAAUAGACUACAGGAUCACCGGCUCCAAGUCCAUAGCGCAUGCCACGGCCAAGCCUGCCGACGUGUCCUCGCCCCGCUCCUCCUCCAUUUCCCCCACGGACGAGCAACCCGGGUUCCAAAUACUCCCCUUCAAGCCAAGCCAGAUGCACCUGAACCACAGGCGCAACUACAGCAGCACCUGCUUGACCAGCAACAGCGGCGUCAUCGGUAAAACGGAGGACAACGAGCCCAUCUUCAGAAGAUACGACGGGAUCCUGAUAAUAAUAACGUGCUCCAAGUGCGACCGCUCCGGCUUCACCUCCGCGCAGGGCAUUGUCAACCAUACCCGUCUAAAGCACUCCAAACUGUACUCAAGCCAGCCCCUGGCGGUCCUGAACAACCAAAAACUGCUGCCCGACGACAAGCAGGACCCGAAAAUCCUGUCCAGCUUCAAGGAGUUGGGCUUAGACCCAAACAAAGACUACCUGCCCUCUGAGAUCGCCAUACCGAAACCGCAAUCACCAAUCAGCACCUCAGACAACCAUGCGCGGGCCCACAAGUCUGUCAAGGACAUCCCGCACCUGGAAAAACUAUACCAGAAUAAGGACGAUUUCAAAAAAUUGAUCGAUAUGGUCAAUGAGACGCCGAAUGACUUGAAAGAGUUCUUGAAUCAGCGCGAAAUGCAGCUGAAAGAACAGGGCGAGGACGAGGACGAGGAAGAACGAGAAGAUGACUCUUCUAGAACUGAUAACGAAGCUUCGUACGUGCCAUCGCCAUCCCUCUCGGCAACAGCGACCACAACAACAACAACAACAACAACAACAGACCCGCCCUCCCCACCGGUAUUGUCCUCUUCGUUGCAAAGAAAACUUUUGCGUAAAAGAAGACUGGACGUGGAUACUGCCACUACUACUGGAGAUUUGCCCUUAAGAGAAAGGCUGAGACCAAGCCCCACCGAUAAGAAGCCAAGAAAGGCCACUCUUUUGAUGAACAAAGAUGCUAGCAGUGCGGGAAGGCCUUCGUCCUACUACAACCUCAGGUCAAAAUCAAGGCUUCGCGGGUCCCAUACAUAG